AUGUCGAAGAAGACUGAAGACAAAAAAUUUAAAUUUGAGACCGAGGUCAGUCUCCUCACUGGGGGCCAAAUUGGCAAGGGGACGACAUUUUCGACACGGGAGGUUGAAAAGCUGUCCAAGCCAAAGAAGACGGACAAAAAACAGAAGCCGACAAGCUCAAAGGUCUACGGCAACAAGAUUGUCUUUAAGAACAAACUGUCUGGUGGCGAAAAUCAGAAGAAAAAGAAGAAGCUGUUGUUCUCUAACAUUAAACUCCUGGCUCGCUCUGCCGAUGACGGUCGCAUAGUAUUUGUUCACUAUGAGAAGGAACAACGUGGUUAUUACUUCGUCGUUGGGUUCAAAGAUUCAUCCGCAGCGGAGAAGUUUGUCAAUGCAGUUCAGAUGGGAAACGAGACAGUGAAGAUACUGGAUGAUGAGAAUGGAUAUUCUAAGGAGGAUACUCAUUCGGUCAGCAGUUUCGGCAUCUCACAACGAGACAAAGAGACAAACCAAUGGGCUCCUAGGCAGCUGUCAGAAAGCAGGGCUUCCCAGAGUCAUAACUCUCAGAUGGGAGUUGAGGAAUUCCACUUCUAUAACCCCAUGAAUAUCGCUCACAUUCCGUCCCCACCACUAGUUUUCAGCAAUCCCGUGCAGUCCACUCCUGCACAGUCGUCUUCUACAUCCGAAUUACACAUCAAUGGUGUAGCAGCCAAGGAGACCUACAUUUCAACCUGGGAUGAGGAAAGCCAGUAUUCCCUUGACGUCAGUGACACCGGUUCGGGGCAUAUACGUAAUCCGUCACCGCGUGCGCCCCCUGAUGGAUUUCAGAGGUUUACUCCAGGUCCAAAUGGUUUGGUGACAAAUUACGUCUACAUUGGACCUAGGGACGAGGAGGAGUCAUUUAAUGGAGAGGCACUGUUACCGCCCCAAUACAGCCGCGAAUCCCGACCUCGUAACCACUCUUCGACAAUAGAGUAUCACCGUAAGGGUUCCGUAACAUAUAGCAAUGGCAGGGAGGAAUGGCUGGAAAACGCAAUCAACUCUGACCGCCGUUCUCGAGGGAGAAAUUCUAGCCUAGUCUAUCCACCCAACGAGACGGCACGGAGGAUGUUAGUAUCGCCACCGCAAUCUCAACGGGUACGCAGCUCAUCACGCCAGACCUCCCGUUCAAGACGCAGUUCCCGGCCCAAGCAGAUUCCCCUCUCGGAAGAUGAGUCAAAAGGCUCCGGGUGGCACAGUGAUAUCCUCUUUGUGACGCCAAAACCCGGCGGUGGCUGUAAGAUCUCAUCUGAUGGACCUGUGAUGCUCUUUACAGCCUGUCGUACCAACAAACGCGAUUCAGACAGUUCUGACAGUAGCGAUGAGGAGGAGGAUCUAUCCUUGUCUUCCAGCACACUCACCAUUCGCGACGGCGAGAUGGCGCAGGCAGAGGAGGAGGAAGAUGAUAUAGAAAUGAAUUAUCAUUCUUCACUGAGAAUGCAUGCGAACAGUCAGGCCCUUUCUGCUGCGACCCCCUCCAGGCGCUUGUAA
Messenger RNA from Spirometra erinaceieuropaei, 1509 nucleotides. The record is from the annotation of a GenBank genome assembly. NCBI's taxonomy places the organism in Eukaryota, Metazoa, Platyhelminthes, Cestoda, Diphyllobothriidea, Diphyllobothriidae.